UUAAAACUCAAACAUCGUAUCGCUGGAGGCCGGAGUUGAACAAACGUUGAUGGCCAGUACACAGGUACAACCUGCUAAACUGCGCGGAGAUGGAGGAGGUGACUCUUUUAUCGUUGAAGCCUUAUGACCCCGAUACCGAUUGUAGUACUAGUCUCGCAUUAAGUGUUUUUCACAAAUUUUCUUAUGGAUGAUACGAUCUAGUACAGCAUGAGUGAAACAUUUCGCGAGCAACCGUCGGUUAGUGUGAAUUCGUCCGUGCGUUUGUUAUUUUACGAUGUCAAGGUUCAGAGGUACGUGUGUUUAGAGUUGUGAUCUUGUGAGUUAAAAAAAUAUUUACUUUGUAAACAUUUUUUUUCCCGAACUGGGGGAGAGUGUAACCGAUGGCAGUUCCUGACCCAAUCGUUACUGUGGCUCUGUUUGUUUCGCGUUAAAUAUAUGUGCUAAAAUACAGGAGAAUGCUUUAGUUAUUGGGCGGAGCUUCACUACUCCCACUGGCUAGGGCAAACAAAAGCCAAGACACCCUAGCAGUACGCAGCCAGUUCCAUACCCCCACGAUUGCUACCCCACUAGAACGAGACUACAUGCUUUGGUAGCCGAUUGGUAGCAGCAGAUGACAGGUGCCUGGUAGGCAGCAAUACCGGAGAUGACUUGUGAAUUCAAGAACCGGGAUUCGGUCUAUUUGCCCGGAAGGCCCGUAACCGAACAGACUGACAGUGUCUGAGUCAGUCAGAUAGCAGGACCCCUCAACCUUUGUUUAAGGUUCAUCCCGGAUGUCGCGGAGAUGACCAGUGGAACCCAACAACCCGAAGAAGUGACCGACGUCCUGGCGCUCGACUACGGGCAAUGUUCCGGCCAAUCGCCAACACCGGCCGAAGUCCCGAUCCGUCAACACAUCGGGAAGAGCCCAGGACAACCGGAUGGGUCCAAGCAGCGCGCGACGAGAACCGCUACCAAGCACCAGGAUGCAGAUCCAAGACCGCGGCCGAAGCCGACGGUCGAACCCAGAUCGCUGGUGGAUGGAGCAGAGGUGACGACGCCGAGCUGGUGGGGCCCCAAGAAGCAGAAGAAAAGGUCAGAUAGAAUAAGAAAGUGGGACUGUUUGAGGUUAGGAGAAGGAGGAAAGUUAGUAGGAGAAAAGUGGGAGAAUAAAGUGUGCACAAAAGUUUAAUAAAUGUGGUGUUUCGUUUAGUAGCUUUAGUGUUUUCCUGUAUCCGUCAAAGUUAGUGUGGAUAAGCGUGCCGACCUUGAGGUGUUUUUGUAGAGUCCCUGUAUAGAUGAAGGUCUCGGCUAACCUGAAGUUACAUAUCUGACUAAUUUCAAGAUGUUUGCAGUGUCACUUGACCAUUUUGAAUGAUUUUGAAAAAUGGCCCCAUGGGAACCGGUAUCCGGAACAUCCGGAGUGACCAUAUUUGGACACUAGAAAUAAGUUGUAGAGUAACUAUCUUUCUGAUUCCACGAUGUUUGAGGUGUCACUUGACCAUUUUGAAUGAUUUUGAAAAAUGGCCCCACGGGAACCGGUAUCCGGAACAUCCGGUGUGGCCAUAAUGUGGGCAGAUUAGGUUUUUUGGCAACAAUGAUACUUUUUUAUCAUAUUUGCUGUUAAU
This is a messenger RNA of Culex quinquefasciatus (southern house mosquito), 1604 nucleotides long. RefSeq lists its product as uncharacterized. NCBI's taxonomy places the organism in Eukaryota, Metazoa, Arthropoda, Insecta, Diptera, Culicidae. The transcript has 2 exons. The record is from RefSeq and is a predicted model, not a curated record. The coding region runs from base 782 to 1168 and encodes 128 amino acids.